This is a messenger RNA of Drosophila hydei, 3481 nucleotides long. It is a transcript of the gene mus312, whose product is annotated as structure-specific endonuclease subunit SLX4. Gene Ontology annotation, biological process: DNA replication; meiotic DNA double-strand break processing; resolution of meiotic recombination intermediates. The transcript is spliced from 5 exons. Gene Ontology annotation, molecular function: enzyme binding. The record is from RefSeq and is a predicted model, not a curated record. Gene Ontology annotation, cellular component: Slx1-Slx4 complex; nucleus. The coding region runs from base 15 to 3467 and encodes 1150 amino acids. Lineage: Eukaryota; Metazoa; Arthropoda; Insecta; Diptera; Drosophilidae.
UAUAUAAAUGCAAAAUGGACGGACGAACACGGCGAGCAAACUUUCAGAAACUACAAACCGCGAACUCCAAGCAGCGCUCCAGUACGGCAAGCACGGUGCCAAUGACAUUAUCCGAGUAUUUCGAUCAUGCUGAGAGUCCGAGCAAUACUCUAGCACCCGAGGCCGCGGGACAGGAGCCACUCUUUGCAGAGCCCAGUAAGAAGCGGACACGAGGGAGCCACGAGGAUAAGCCUGCUGCUGUGGCUAAGCCCAAGAAAGCGCCUAAGCUGAAAAGCAGUGCAACUCAGAAAAGAGCUCGGGGCGGCGGACGCAGCAAGCAGCCCAGCAUAAGCAACUUUCUACGCAACGAGCAGCUCUUCUCAGAGGUCACAGCACAGCACUGCAUGGCAGACAACUUUAGUCCCGAUGACAUUGAAAUGGCGUUGGCCUUGUCCAAAUCAGAAGCAGAGAAACAUGGACGACUACGUCUGCAGGAUACGGAAGACGAGCGGGAGGAAGUGGUUAAUCUUAUUGAUGAUACAGCGCAUCAAUCAACCGAUAAUAUACGACGCAAGCUGCAAAAAUAUGGCUUUCGUACGGCUGCUAAGGAGGAAUAUAAUGUGCUUACCUUUGCUGCCUUGCCAACACGUGGCAAACGCUGCAAAUGGGCAAAUAAAUUUACGCCCCUUACACUACGCAAUCCGGCAGAGCAGCUGAAAAAGUUGCAGGCCAAGGUAGAUGCUCUAAUGAAGCAACAGGUGCGCACCAAGCUGCCAAGCGCAGAACUUCGAAUGCCAUUCGAGUUGAUCAGCAAACGUCUGCUUCAAUUGGAAGCCAAAGCUGAGCGAUGUAUUGUCCAUGAACCAAGCGAAGAGUCCCUCACAAAUUUAUCUGAAUAUUAUGUGCAGGAUUUAAUCGAAAUCAGUCGUACACCUGCGCACCAUUUGCUGAAGAACUGGGCAGUUAUACCUGGACGAGAUUUAUCGCCGAAGCCAGAAGGUGCUGCUGGCUUGCGUAGAAAGCAGCAAUUGGAACGGGUCUACGAAGAGCUAGAGGCGCAUUUUGGUUCAGCUGCUGAGCAGCAAGAAUUGGAUGAGCUGGAAAAGCUGGUGGCAGACAAUAUGAUACAGGAUAAUAGCCAAACGUUAGCUGAUGUUGCUGAGCAGGAUCAAACCCUACUGGCAGUUGAAAGAAGUGAAAUUCGAACUGAAAAUGUAAUACAGGAGCAGAGCGAAGUGGCAGAGGCCGAAGUGAAAAUCACGUUAAGCGAGGCGAGUCCUUUAAAGGAGCCGCCAGACAAGCGAGCCAAGAUGAUGCAAAAAGCUGAGGAGUUAAGUAAUGAUAAGGAGAACACACAACCCACUUCGUCGGCUCUACUUAGUUUGCCCACGCAAACCACACGCUGCACUUCACCCGAUCUAUUUGCGGAUUCGGAUGAGGAUGAUGAAAAGACGACAUCAGCCACAGGCAGCGCAGCUAUUGAGAUGCACAACUUUUCUAUGAAGGUCUACAAGAACAUAAGCACAACCGAUAUAAAUAGCUAUGAAGUCUAUUCCAGUGAUGAAGUGAAGACUGUAAAAGAUGCUAAAGCGGAGCACGAAACUGUUGAAAAUAACUUUAUAGAUUUGACACAGAAGUCAGAUUCAUCCGAUGCCGCAGUGGAAACCACCUCAAGUAAAUCUUUUUUCGAGCAACACAUUUUUCCGCAAAGCCCAACCAUAAACUUCGAUAAUGAUAUUGAGUUAUACGAACAGCCGGAACAUUGUGAAAUCUCUGAUGAAUUGUAUGCCAAAUAUGGCAGACCAUCAAGGCAGACUAAAGCAGACUCAACGGAUCAUUCCUUUAAAAUAAGCACCGCUACAGCUUCUCCUGUUGACACAGACUCAACGCUCAGCUUUAGUCACUUGGAAAAUACCAAAGUUGCCUUCAGUUUAACGCAAUCGCCAGGACAGCUGGAGGCCAGCUUCAAGAGUCCUUUGAGUCGACGUAGCAACUCCUUUGCUGAUAAGCCCAUUUCGCCAUUUACUACUCCACUGAGUCACUCAAAUGCCGCGAGCAUUGACUUAACGCAAGACAGUGGCGAUGAUAAUGAUGAUGAUGCUGAUGAUGAUGAUGAUGCUGGUGUUCUGCUCUCUGAUGAUGAAAUCAACUAUUCGAUUUGGAAGGCGGGCAAACCAUCAGAUCAGCAGCUAAGCAGUGACAGCAGCGACAGUGGCAGCACUCAUAGUUCGCCUUUGAAAAAGACUAAAAGUGUGCCUUUUUUUAAGACUAUGGAUGAUUUGGAUGCUUAUUUGGAUAGCUGCGCGGCGACAUCCAGCAACUCACGCUCUCCAAACAAGAGCGCAUUGAGCAAAGAACGCGCUGAGUUUGGCAUAAUGGAUGCAGCAAUCUCUCAACCGUUUACACUUUCUCAGCUUCAGAGUACGCAAGCGAAAGCUGACUCACCGCGGGGUUCUGUUGACUGGACGGAUGCAUCCUUUCUGGACACGCCUCCGGAGUCGCGCAUAAAACCUUUCUCCAGCAGCAGCACUAACAAAUUUAAAGAGCUGCUCAACGAAGUCUCUGAAUCAGCUGAGGAUUUCGAUGAAUUCGAUCGUAUGGUGUUUCAAUCAGACGGUAAGGAUGCAGCCAAUGAUGUGCCUAGUGGCCUGGAUCGCCUGCUGCUGGGUGAGAUCAAUAUAGACAAUUUGCCAGAGUCUGUGCCCUCCUCUGCGCCAUCUGUGCCACCUGUGGAACCAACUACUCCACUUGCUGCUGACCAAUUGGAGGUGAAUGGUCAGGUGUACAAUGUGCGCAUCUGUAAAUCACCUAAGCCAGACUUUGUUCUCAUGACAGAGUCUGAGCUAAUGCAGCAGCUGUACAACUAUGGCAUUAAACCUCUGAAACGUAAACAGGCUGUCAAACUGCUGGAAUAUAUAUAUAAUCAGACGCAUCCCAUUAUGCUGCCGCUUGCAGAGGAGCCGCAACAGCCACUGCCACUGCCGCGCUCAAAAUCGACGCCAGUCACCGGAGGCAAAGGCAAAUCUACCCACGUUCGGCUGCUUCAGGCAGACAGCACCGAUUGCCUCACGCCUGCCGAGGCUGACUACCAACCGAGUCUCAAGUUUCGUGAUGCCUCUGGAUCGGAGCUGUUGCGUUUCUCACAGUCCAACCCGGUAGAGCUCUGCGAUGAAUUCGAGUUCUACGUGCUGCAGACGAAUGUCACCAAGAAGACGCCACAGCCGCUGUUGCCACUACACAUAGCCUGGCACAAUUUGCUCUGCGCCAAUCCCAGCCUGCAUGAAAGUGUGCUAAUGUUUGAGCCCAUCGACUUACAGGACAUCUAUCUAUAUCUGAAGCAGCUGGGUCAUCGCUACGACCCCAAGGAUCUCAAGUGCUUCUUUGACAGACGCUGCAUCAUCUUCCGCUAUGAGCUGGCACCGCCCAGCAAUCCGACUCAACGCCACAUUCGAAAACCCAAGUCCAAAAAGCCCAGUGGAAAAUCCUAGAAACUUAGCUUUAU